Molecule: messenger RNA, 1621 nt
Organism: Juglans microcarpa x Juglans regia
Lineage: Eukaryota; Viridiplantae; Streptophyta; Magnoliopsida; Fagales; Juglandaceae
Exons: 5
Coding region: 1004-1327 (107 amino acids)
Source: RefSeq, a predicted model, not a curated record
CUCUCUCUCUCUCUGUGGUUGUAAGAGUUGGAAACUUGAGUUUUGGGGUCAUUUAACUAUUUCAUGGUUAAAUUGGUAUGCUUUAUGGACAUUUUGCUGAAAUUAUGGAUAUGGGUUUUCUAAUUUCGUGAUUCUUCUUAUUAUUUAUUAAUAUCUUUUGCGUGGGUUUUCUUUCUUAUGGAUUUGAUAGAAUUCGUCUCCUUUGUGGUUCUACCUUUUUUUUUCCCAAUUUCGUUUUCAUUUUCCUGUUUCUGGUGGCGCUUGAUGAAAUUUCCUGGUAUUCUUAUCGGUGCGCAAAUUCGUAUUUUUACAGUUUUAUAGUUUUUUAUGAAUGCUUCUGUUAACUAUAUUGAUAUACAAAUCAUAACUUAUGCAGAAAAAAAAAAAAAAAAAAGAUAUACAACGUAUAAAUAUCAGCUGCAAAUUCUUGUUUUUGGGGGUGGUGGGGGGGAGGGGGUGGGGGUAUUGGAAAUUUUGAAUUAUAUUUGUAUAGGUGACCUAGAAGUAACCGAAAAAACUGCAACUCGUGACGUUUUUUUUUUACUUGACUAAGCAUGUAAAUUUGGUUUUCUUUGGUGUUGAUUUUAACCGAGUACUUAUUUCUGUAUGCUUGGGUUGAUUUUCAAAUUAAUGCCUUUGUAUGUUCAUAUACAUGUGAGAUUUUCCUCAUCCCCCUUAUCGUCAGUGGCUUUUCUUAAUUUGACUUGAGUUUUCUGGUCUUCAAUGUUUGAGGAAGCUUAACUUGAUUGUUAGCAUUUAAAGUUUUUGGAAAAUUUUCAUAAAAAAAAAUUCGUUUAAAUCAAAACUAGUGAUGAAUUAUGAAAAUUUGCAUGAGGUUCUUCUCUUUCCAUCUUUUCCAAAUCGCAAACGUCUACAGCUCACCUGGGGAACUAGUGAUUGUGCUACACCAACUCUUACCUUUUGGGUUGAUGCAUUCAGCUGCACAAGUACUUCAAAGGCAGAGAGGAGCUGAGAGUAUUGUGAAAGUUUACCUCUCAGACGCAUGGAUCAGAGACUCUCAACCGAUGCAGUGGACUACAGAAAUGGUGACUACACCAAAAUUAAAGAUGAAGAGAACCCUCAAUUGGGAAUGUUUGAUAAGCCUCUUCCUUUAUUUGGCUGUGGAAUUGGAUGGUUUUUACUUCUGCUAGGAUUUGCAUGCCCACUGAUGUGGUACUAUGCUGCAAUUCUCUACUUUCGAAGGUACUAUCACAAGGAUCCAAGGGAGCGAGAUGGACUUGCUGCCAAUGCAGUAGCUGCUUCGAUAUGUACAGUUGCUGUGGUAAUUACAGCUGCCGUUAUUCUGUUGCUAAAAUUAUGCUUUUAGUUGCCAUCACUAGUGUCACCCUCCCCCAGUAAAAAGCUUGAGCUGAUGGUUCAUAACCAAAGCUUCCUUCCAGUAUUUGUACAAGAAGAGGUGAUUGAUAUCACUGAAGGUUCAGCUAUCUAAAAACUAGAGCAAUUUUUGGAUUUCUCUUGUAGUCUUGUGCAUAAUUAGAACUUUGUACAUUAAGAAAAUGCAAGUGUGAAGUUUAUGUACGCAGUAGAUGAAAUUAUGAGAAGCUUAUUGGUUCAUUAGUCAAAACACAGUACAUGCAUAUACAUACAGAUCUUUCAUGGA